AUGACUAUAGUGAAGACUGCAGAGCCCAGCACCUUCUCUGUGGCCACGUCCUGUGUCAGGAAUGCGUCUCGGCCCUGUCCCACCCCGUCCACAGGAAGCUGGAGUGCCCCUUCUGCAGACAGCUGUGCAGCCUGGACCACACCUGCACUUGCCAAGUCCUCAGUGACCUCCAAGAGAUGCUUUUGUUGCACGAAUCCAGGGGUGCUGCUGUUCCAUCUCCCCACUCAGAACAGAAUAGACUCAAAACAGAUGGACCAGCAGUUCUGGGAGGCUGGGCGCCUGAAAUCGGCCUCUGCUCCCGGGAGCUGGGCGACCGUCAGACAGGGUGGGAGUGGGAGAACUGCUCUAAAAAUGUCGGAUACAAAGGUGAAAGUCGCGGUGAGAGUUCGUCCCAUGAACCGCAGGGAAAUUGAACUUAAUACGAAAUGUGUCGUGGAUAUGGAGGACAACCAGACAGUUUUACGCCCGCCACCAUCCAAUGGAAAGGGAGAAAACAGCAGAAAACAACCUAAGGUGUUUGCCUUCGACCAUUGCUUCUGGUCGAUGGAUGAGUCCAAUGUUCCUAAAUAUGCAGGUCAAGAGGUGGUGUUCAAGUGCCUUGGAGAGGGGAUACUUGAGAAUGCAUUCCAGGGAUAUAACGCCUGCAUCUUUGCCUAUGGACAAACAGGCUCUGGUAAAUCCUUCUCCAUGAUGGGGAACAGUGAGCAGCCUGGUCUCAUCCCGAGACUCUGCUGCACGCUCUUUGAGCGGGUCCACAAAGAGGAGAACGAGGCCCAUAACUUCAAGGUGGAAGUUUCCUAUAUGGAAAUCUACAAUGAGAAAGUCCGCGACCUGUUGGAUCCCAAAGGGAGUAGGCAUUCGUUGAAGGUCCGGGAGCACAAAGUUCUGGGACCAUAUGUUGACGGUUUGUCGCAGCUGGCUGUGACCAAUUUUGAGGACAUCGAGGUUUUGAUGUCGGAGGGGAACAAGUCCAGAACUGUGGCUGCGACCAACAUGAACGAGGAGAGCAGCCGGUCCCACGCAGUCUUCAGUAUUAUUGUCACUCAGACGCUCUAUGAUCUUAAGUCUGGGAACUCAGGAGAGAAGGUGAGCAAGAUGAGUUUAGUAGACUUAGCCGGCAGCGAGAGAGUUUCCAAGACUGGAGCGGCUGGAGAGAGGCUGAAGGAGGGGAGCAACAUAAACAAGUCUCUCACUACUCUUGGAUGUGUGAUCUCUGCUUUGGCCGAUCAGACUUCAGGAAAGGGGAAAGCAAAGUUUGUGCCUUACAGAGACUCCGUGCUGACCUGGCUGCUGAAGGACAAUCUAGGGGGUAACAGUAAGACGGCCAUGAUCGCCACUGUGAGUCCGGCAGCAGAUAACUACGAGGAGACACUGUCAACGUUACGAUAUGCGGAUCGGGCCAAAAGAAUUGUGAAUCAUGCUGUGGUCAAUGAAGAUCCCAACGCCCGCAUCAUCAGGGAGCUCAGGGAGGAGGUGGAGAAGCUCAGAGUGCAGCUGUCCCAGGCCGAGUCCUUAAAGGCGCCUGAACUGAAAGAAAAGCUGCACGAGUCCGAGAAGCUCAUUGAGGAGAUGACAGUGACGUGGGAGGAGAAAUUGCGGAAGACAGAAGAGAUCGCAACUGAGCGACAGAAGCAGCUGGAGAGCAUGGGGAUAUCACUGGAAUCAUCGGGGAUCAAAGUCGGCGAGGACAAGUCAUUUCUGGUCAAUCUGAACGCGGAUCCUGCGCUGAACGAGCUCCUGGUUUACUAUUUGAAGGAGCUGACCCGUGUGGGGGCAGACACGUCUCAGGACAUUCAGCUCUUUGGGAUCGGGAUUCAGCCGGAGCACUGCGUCCUGGAACUGAGCCCAGAUGGAGACGUCACACUGAUGCCUGUGGAGAACGCCAGGACCUGUGUGAAUGGAACCAUCAUUGACUCACUGGUGCAUCUGUGGCACGGAGAUCGGAUCUUAUGGGGCAACAACCACUUCUUCAGGAUAAAUCUUCCUAAACGAAAGCGUCGCGACCGUUUAAAAGACCUGGAGAGAGCGUCUCCGCGAGAGAGUUUCAUCGAAGCGGACGUGGAAACAGCCAGCGAGGCGUCCUCAGAGCAGGACUACAGUUACGAGUUUGCCCAGAUGGAGGUCAUCAUGAAGACGCUGGGGAACAAUGACCCGACGCAGAACGUGGUGCAGGUGUUGGAGAAACAGUAUCUGGAGGACAAGAGGACGGCGCUGGAGGAGCAGAGGAUGAUGUACGAACGAGAGCUGCAGUCGCUACGGCAACAGCUGUCCCCCGAAAAAACACUGCAGCAUCAUCGCAGCAGCAGCGACAGGAUCAUGUUCCCGACAGCGCAGCACGGAAAGAUCCGGCUGUGGUCAGAGGAGAGGGACGAGCUUUUUCGUCAAAGUCUUUCUCGACUUCAGGAGCAGGUCGUGAAAGCCAACGCUUUAGUGCGAGAAGCAAACUUUCUUUCCGACGAGAUGAAGAAGCUGACGGACUACCAGGUCACCCUUCAAAUACCCUCUGCCAACCUCAGUGCUAAUCGCAAGCAUGGAUCCAUUGUAAGUGAACCAGCCAUUCAGGUGCGGAGGAAAGCAAAAGGAACCCAAGUGUGGACCAUCGAAAAGCUCGAGAAUAAACUGGUGGAUAUGAGGGACCACUACAGGGACUGGAAAGAUGGAACAGUAGAGAAGUGUACAAAGCCAAACAGCAAACACUGUGACCCUUUUUAUGAGGCCCAAGAGAAUCACAACUUGAUUGGAGUCGCCAACAUCUUCCUCGAGUGCCUUUUCCAUGAUGUGAGGCUGCAGUACGCCGUGCCCAUCAUCAGCCAACAGGGAGAGGUCGCUGGCAGGCUGCACAUAGAAAUAAUGCGUGUCAGUGGAGCCUUACCGGAGCGGCUUUGUGGAGGAGACGACUCUUCAGAAAACUCCAGUGAAAGUGCCUGUUUUGAGGUGAUGGAUACAAACGGUGAGAUUGUUCACAUGGCCAAGAGACUCACCUGUCGGAUCAGAAUAAAAGAGGCAACAGGGCUGCCUUUCAACCUGUCACAUUUUGUGUUCUGUCAAUACACAUUCUGGGAACAAGGUGAGCCCACUGUUGCUCCUCCCAUGGUCAGCCCCGACCGACACCAGCCUCGAGGUCCAGAUGCACAAUUCACCGUGCAGUUUGACCACUCCAAGGACUUUGUGGUGCAUGUGAGCGAUGACUUCCUGGAGUUCAUAUCUGAAGGAGCUCUGACCAUAGAGGUGUGGGGCCAUCGCUGUGCAGGGAACGGACACUCUCCCUGGGAGUUAGAAGGACUGGAGGCCAAGACACAGACUCUAAGAGACAGGUGGAGGGAAGUGUCUCGCAGAAUAGAGCUGUGGACGUCGAUCGAGGAGCUGAACGAGGCGGGAGAGUACUCGUCUGUGGAGCUGCUGCCUGCCAAAGACAUCAGCACUGGGGGCGUCUUCCAGCUGCGACAGGGGCACUCGAGGCGGCUGCAGAUCUGUGUGAAACCCGUGCAGAACUCUGGGACUCUGCCUCUGCUGGUGGAGGCCGUGCUCUCAGUCUCCAUCGGCUGUGUGACUGCGCGCUCCACCCAGCUGCAGAAAGCUCUCGACAGUUACCAGCGAGAGGCUGAAGACGAUAUGGAUAGUUAUCAGGAAGAAGAUUUGAACUGUGUGCGAGAGCGGUGGUCGGAGGCCCUGAUCAAACGGAGAGAAUAUCUGGACGAGCAGAUCAAGAAAAUCAUGAACAAACGUGAAAAAUCUGAGGAGGAUGCUGAGCGUGAGGCCCGGCUGGUCGAGCAGUGGGUCGGUUUAACUGAAGAGAGAAAUGCUGUUCUGGUGCCUGCGCCCGGGAGUGGCAUCCCUGGAGCUCCUGCUGACUGGACCCCACCUACAGGAAUGGAAACACAUAUUCCAGUUCUCUUCUUGGAUCUAAAUGCGGACAAUUUGACAAUAAAUGAACAGCUUUCUGGACCUCACGCCGCUGGUGUCAACUCAAUUCUGCCUAAAGAGCAUGGAAGCCAGUUCUACUAUCUGCCCAUCAUCAGACACAGUGAUGACGAGGUGCUGGCUGUUUGCUCCUGGGACUCCUCCAUCCAUGACUCUGUACACUUGAACAGAGUCACUUCUCAGAACGAGCGUAUUUACCUGAUCAUCAAAGCCACAGUGCAGCUCAGCCACCCGGCCUCCAUGGAGCUGGUGCUUCGCAAGAGGAUUGCUGUCAACAUUUACAACAAACAGAGUUUUACUCAAAGCCUUAAGCGCAGAAUGUCUUUGAGGAAUGCGCUUUUUACAUGUGGUGUGAUGUACGAGAUCGUCUCAAACAUACCAAAGGCCUCAGAGGAGCCAGAGGAGAGAGAGACUCUGGCGCUCAUGGCAGCCCGUGGGGACAACGAGGAGAGUCCAGACGGAGAAACGUACAUAGAGAAAUACACCCGCGGCAUCCUGGAGGUGGAGAACAUCCUGAGCCUGGAGAGACUUCGGCAGGCUGUGACUGUGAAAGAAGCUCUUGCCACCAAGGGAAGACAGUUACGACGGAGUACCAGCACACCAAAUACAUCGUGUAGCAAAUCUGACCUCACUGUCUGUGGCGACGAAGAAGAAUCUAAGGGGCAUGCUGAUGCUGGGGACUGCUCCCAGGACGGCCCUGUUUGCACAACACCUGUGAAAGAGAAGGAUAACCAAGGACCAGUUCCAGACAGCCCCAGUUUCUUUAUCUCCAGUCCUUUCAAAGUUCUUACCCCUCAGCCCAGUAAGUUUCUCAAGUCUCUGUUGCCGGUCAAAGAGGAAACCAAAGUGAAGAAAGCCUUGGAAUACCGCCCUCUGUUAGGACAAGAGCCGGACUCUGAGGAUGAGGAGACUAGCGCUGUCAUCCAGAAAUCGGACCAGAACCCUCAGGAACAGUCCAAGAGUUACAUCCCAGAGGAGUUUGCUAACUUUGAUAUUUAUAACGCCACUCUUGAGAGCCAAGAAGGACAACUGUCUGGAACUCUAGAGGUGAAAGACAGUCGCUGUGACGGGAGGAUGGUGUCCCGGAGUCCCACCACAAGCAGCUGCACAAGCGGAUAUUUCUCCAACAGCCCCUCCAAUGCCACACUGUCAGACAUGCCUUUGAGCUCCAGCUCCGACCACCUCAGCUGCGGCGUCACGGACACCAUUAGCUCUGCGAGUAAAGGUGUGGCAGCAGGAGGUGACACACAGCACUUACCUCCUCUCACUGAAAUUACAACUCAUGCUCCAUUAAGUAUUUCUGCCUCAUCACCAAUCAGUAUUCCUAACUGCACAAACAAGGAGCUAGCAGUGCCUCAGAACUGUGUCCUCAGUGCCAGCCAGGAGUUCAGCGACUUUAAAGGAGCAGAAGACAGUCCUGGAGAUGGUUUAGCACACUUCACAGAGGUGUGGGAACCAGCGAGGAACAUCAGUGUUAAAACUAGUGACAGCAGCACUAAGACAGCAUGUAGUGUCCCAGAACAAACAGAGGCUGCCCUAAAGAUAGCGGAGUGUACACCAGUAUCCUCCAUCAAAGCCCCUCCACCUCAGCCGCUGAAAUCCUCCGCAGCGCCCCCCUGUGGGCCUUCACCUCUCAGUGGAGGAGGGCAGCCACCAAUCUGUGAGCCCGCACAGGGGGACCUGCCUCAUGGGAGCCCCUGCCCCAGCCCAAACCCCAGCAGUGCAGAGCCCUCAGGAGACUCCAGUGGAGAGGAGAGCUCCCCCCUCCAGCUGCCUGACUGGAUGGCCCCUGGAGAGCAGGUGUGGGUGGGGAAGAGAAGAGGAACGGUCCACUACGUUGGAGGUGUGGAGUUUGCCAAGGGAAUCUGGAUUGGCGUCAAGCUGGACUUGGCAGUUGGUAAACACAAUGGGACAGUCCAGGGAAGAGUGUACUUUCGCUGUCCCCCAGGAUAUGGUGUUUUUGUGAAGCCGUCGCGUCUUAGCAGAGGACCUCCGUCCACUGAGACGGACUGUGACCAACCCCCCUCCUCCUCCUCCUCCUCCCCCCCCCACCACCUCCUCCUCCCUGCGGCCUCCGACUGCAACAGAUCUGCUCCGCUCGGCACCAUGCACUCGGCCCAGAAAGACACCACGUUCACCAAGAUCUUCGUAGGAGGACUUCCAUACCACACCACCGACUCCAGCCUCAGGAAGUACUUCGAGGUGUUCGGAGACAUCGAGGAGGCGGUGGUGAUCACGGACAGGCAGACGGGCAAGUCCAGAGGAUAUGGAUUUGUCACUAUGGCGGACCGGGCCUCUGCUGACCGAGCUUGCAAAGACCCCAACCCCAUUAUAGAUGGAAGGAAAGCCAAUGUGAACUUGGCCUAUCUGGGGGCUAAACCCAGGGUCAUACAACCAGGGUUUGCGUUUGGCGUCCCUCAGAUCCACCCCGCCUUUAUCCAAAGACCUUAUGGGAUCCCUGCUCACUACGUGUACCCCCAGGCCUUCAUGCAGCCCAGUGUGGUCAUCCCUCACGUCCAGCCCAGCGCCUCCUCGGCCACAGCUGCUGCUGCCACUUCUCCGUAUCUGGACUACACUGGAGCCACGUAUGCGCAGUACUCUGCGGCCGCCACUGCUGCAGCCGCAGCCGCCGCAGCCUAUGAGCAGUACCCGUACGCCGCCUCACCUGCGCCCACAGGGUACAUGACGGCAGCCAGCUAUGGGUACACUAUGCAGCAGCCUCUGGCCACGGCUGCCACCCCAGGAGCCACAGCUGCCUUCAGUCAGUACCAGCCUCAGCAGCUCCAGUCCGAUCGCAUCCAGUAA
Knipowitschia caucasica is the source of this 6726-nucleotide messenger RNA. NCBI's taxonomy places the organism in Eukaryota, Metazoa, Chordata, Actinopteri, Gobiiformes, Gobiidae. The record is from the annotation of a GenBank genome assembly.